This is a messenger RNA of Myxocyprinus asiaticus (Chinese sucker), 417 nucleotides long. Its product is annotated as ATP synthase membrane subunit K, mitochondrial-like. The coding region runs from base 92 to 268 and encodes 58 amino acids. The transcript is spliced from 4 exons. Lineage: Eukaryota; Metazoa; Chordata; Actinopteri; Cypriniformes; Catostomidae. The record is from RefSeq and is a predicted model, not a curated record.
UCCUUUUAACACUUGUUUUCCGGCGUCUCCAUUGAAGGGCACUAGUUUAUUUGAAGAAGAGCUUCAGUGUUCUCGAUUACGUGCCGAAAUCAUGGGUGGACACGACGCUGGAACUCACCACCAGUUCACUGGCAUCGCGAAGUACUUCAAUUCAUACACCAUUACAGGCAGGAGGAAUUGUGUGCUGGCCACAUACGCCAGCAUUGCUGCCAUUAUCCUCUUUUUCAAGUUGAAGCCCAAGAAGCAAAAGGCUGUAACAUCAAGUUAGUUCAAAGCCCUCUGAAAGCUGCCUCUGAUUGGCUUGAGCCUCUUUGGGGUGUGAACAAACCGAAGCGGUUAAUAGACCAGCCUGGACAACCUCUCUGUCUUCUCUGCUCUGUGGCCUUCAUACACUUUGAUCUCUGUCCUGGGAAGUCC